Messenger RNA from Dibothriocephalus latus, 1323 nucleotides. Lineage: Eukaryota; Metazoa; Platyhelminthes; Cestoda; Diphyllobothriidea; Diphyllobothriidae. The record is from the annotation of a GenBank genome assembly.
ACACAGUCUGGUCCAAAGGAUCAAGGCGCGACGGCCAUUUCUGAAAUUGACACCGAUUUUAAUCAUGAUGCUCAAUCAUUAUUCAUCCAGUCCCAGAAAAUCGAUAAGGCAUGCUUUUCUCUUUUCGAUUACAAAGAAACUGGUUUUUGCAGCUUUGGCGAUAGUUGUAAAUUCCUCCACGAUCGAUCUGACUAUAAGCACGGUUGGCAAAUUGACCAAGAAGUGGCCGAAGGAACUUAUGGUGUAGAAGGAGUUGACGAUCGUUAUGAAAUAAAGGAUGACGAAGGGGAUGACGACGCCGAUGACCAUCUGCCUUUAAAAUGCAUGAUCUGUCGAGGCGACUAUAAAGAUCCAGUUGUUACUCGAUGUUAUGCUUGCACUGAAGAUACGAAAGGCACAUUUAAAAUUGCAAAGGACUUGCUUGCACGCAUUGCAGCUAUCAAAGCAAAGUGCAAGGCCGUUUCGGAGGAGGAGGAAGAAGCGGAAGAGGCCGGUCACCCUUGUCAUCACGACAAAGAUGAUCAUCCUUGCAAAACUGUCCACGAACAUGUUCACAAUGAGCAUUACAUCAGCUCUUCGGAACUUGAAGACAGUUCUGAUGAUGAUGCACUUUCGAGCAGCAAAACAAACUAUCCUACUCUUACGCGCUUGGAAGGCGCCCAGCCACAGGCUCCGGAAUAUUGCGACAAACCAAUGGACGAUUUUUACCAAUUAUUUGGUUGUGGACCGAGCGACAACCUGCAAAAUAUACGAUCGACGCUCCGAAAGGAGAUGCUUCUAUGUCAUCCUGACAAAUGUCAAUCUCUAUCAGCGGAAGAACAAAGAGAAAGGAGAGACCGUUAUGAUGUGCUCCAUCGGGCGUGGAAGAUUUUCGGCGACGAUGACAAACGCCGUCGUUAUAAUGCCCUUUUACUCCAAGCAAAAUUGCAAGAAGACUCAGCUCAACGGCCAAUUCAAGCCGAAGUCCUGUUCUCCGACUUCUUAGGCGCAGCCGAUAUUGACUAUAAUUCUGUAGACCCAGAAGAAGUUCUUGAAUACCCAUGCCGUUGCGGUGGAGCUUAUUCGAUCCGUGUUAAGGAAACGAACAACAAGAAACCGCAGCAUAAUCAGGAUGCAGCCAGUCCUUCGGAGGAAGAGUGUGCCCCUUUUCAGUUGCCCACAGAUGUGGCAAAAGAAACCACGAAAAGGAAGGCAAUAUGCUUGAAGACUGCCCUUGCCAUCGUGGAAAGAUGUGGUCGAAAUCCGAUUACCCCUGAGAUGGUAGCGAGCAUAGUAAGUCAGCUUUCGAUACUGUCCUUCUUUUCCCUUUUGUUUUGGCCGUAG